This is a messenger RNA of Tilletiopsis washingtonensis, 957 nucleotides long. RefSeq lists its product as hypothetical. The record is from RefSeq and is a predicted model, not a curated record. NCBI's taxonomy places the organism in Eukaryota, Fungi, Basidiomycota, Exobasidiomycetes, Entylomatales. The transcript has a single exon. Bases 108 to 887 code for a protein of 259 amino acids.
CGGCGAGAGGUUGUGCCAGAUCUGCCGCAUCUGCCUCCGUCGCGAAGUGACGAAUCUGCUCCACAGAACCGGCUCAAAUUCACCUCACAAGCGAAGCGAAGCAUGCGAUGUCAGCCUCGGAGGCGUGCAAGGACGUUCCGCGAAGCGGUGCACAGCGCAUGCAGGCCGGCGCGCGUCCUUCUCCACGCGCCGCGCGACCGUCGUUCCCACGUCCGAGCGUGAGCUCGCUGCUAUCUACCUUCGAAGAGCUCACGCACUCAAGCCGCGAGCAACGCCCACCACGCACUCCCCGCCUCUCCGCCUAUCGGCGCCCAGAAAAGCACGGGAGGGCGCGGCGCAGCAGGGCGCCCACUGGUGCGAGAGAAUGCGCGCCGUGGCGGCCUUGGCGCACUCGUCCAUCUCGAGCUCUUUUCGCCCUCACGGCGGCCGCGAUAGCUUCUCGGCUUCCGUUCUCCCCCGACUCGGCGCUCAGCAGCAUGCAGGCACCCGAUGCGAGCUGCGUCUGCGGCGCAGCACUGCCACCUCAGCAUGCAGCGCCUCCUGGCCCACGGUGCGGCGCCCUCCUGUGCUCCACGAAGCCCUCUCGCUGCGGCGCACGGCGCUCUGUGCAUUUUGAGCGCGUGCACGGGUGCAAGCGGGUGCUCAGAGGGCUGCGUGCUUUGCUCAGGUGUCGUCUGUGCGCUGUCCUCUUGCACGCACGCAAGAGCUCGAUCUCGGGGUCCUCGCGCGUGACACCGGCCCGAGCUGACGGCGGGACGCUAAGCAGGCAGUGCAACGGGGCGCGGCGGGCCUCGGAUGUCGAGGCAGCCGCCGCCGCCAGCAGUAGCAGGGCUCAGCUGACGCUGCAUGGCUUGCCGAGCCCAGCCGUCGCAUGCUCUCCACGGUGAGGUCGCUUCAGCGCACCUCGUCUCACCCUUGACGCCGGAGUGGAGCUCAGCGGAAGCCGGCGGCGAGGCG